Messenger RNA from Cajanus cajan (pigeon pea), 4114 nucleotides. RefSeq names its product CAAX amino terminal protease family protein. The record is from RefSeq and is a predicted model, not a curated record. Gene Ontology annotation, molecular function: metalloendopeptidase activity. Lineage: Eukaryota; Viridiplantae; Streptophyta; Magnoliopsida; Fabales; Fabaceae. Gene Ontology annotation, cellular component: membrane. Gene Ontology annotation, biological process: CAAX-box protein processing.
CAUCAGUUGGUAAGAGGUAACUAAUAACCACCUAUAAAAUCUGUUACUGGAGUAACCAAUUUUGUAUGUCAUAUGUUAAACAUACAAAAUCAAAACUAUUUACAUACAAAAUCAACUUUAUUUACAAAAAUACCAGCUUCUCACAUUUAAAAUCGGUUGCUUCAAUGGGUAAGAAGGAUUAAAGAGGCAAAUGUUGUCGGUUUUGGUUCUGGGGUAUCCAUCUGCUUGUGCUAAAUUUGUUCAUGAUGAAUUGGCCACACCCGUUCACUGCUUUCACCUCCCAAAUAAAGAUAAUAGCCUGAAAUGUUCACCAAACCUGCAAUUGGUAUGCUCCUCCUCUCAACGCAACUGUUUUAGGAGCUUUUGCAAAAGGGAAGAACGCGUCACACUCACACCCCUUUCUCAGGGGUUCUCAGCCUUGCAAGAGGAUGAUAGUCCAUGGGAGAGUGGGAAUGUAUGGACCAAUCUUGCACUCUAUCUAUUCACUCUGCAUAUCCCUUUCAGCUUUGGAGGCUUAUCCGUGGUUGCCCUAUUUACUGGACAGCCUGUUCUUGACCCACAAACUGAGGCCUUAUCAUUUCUCACUAUUCAGAUUCUUGAGCUUAGUGGGGCCCUGUUUUUAUUGAAGUAGACGGCUAAGCCACAAUACAAGUUGUCAAAUUUCUUCGAAAAGAACAAAUUAUUGAGCAACAGGAGCUGGUUUUUGUCAUCUGUUCUGGGAUUUGGGUUUCUUGUUCUUUUGAUUUUCCUAACCUCUCUACUUGCAGACAGAUUGUUUGGCUCCAAGCCUGUUAACAACCCCAUACUGAAGGACAUGCUCCUAAAUAGUGACAUCUCAAGAGUUUCUUGUGUGCUUGCUUAUUGCAUUGUCACUCCCCUUUUGGAAGAGAUUGUUUAUAGGGGAUUUCUUUUGACGUCACUUUCCUCCACCAUGGAGUGGCAACAAGCUGUUGCCAUAAGCUCAGUUAUAUUCAGUGCAAUUCACUUCUCUGGUGAGAACUUUUUACAAUUGUUCAUCAUUGGGUGUGUCCUUGGAUGCUCUUAUUGCUGGACUGGGAAUUUGAGUUCCUCCAUUUGUAUACAUUCCUUGUACAAUGCUUUGACCUUAGUAAUAACUUAUUUUUAUUAAAUUAUAUAUUUAACAAAAUGAUUGAGCAAAAUUGUUGGCAUACUUUAUUUAUUUUCCUUUAAAGGGUUCUGAUAUAUAGGUCGAUGACUUUGGAUAAAUUUGUUGAUGAGUCAUCAUUUGUCUUUCUUAGCUACGGAGUAAGCAAUGCUACUAGAUCCUUCUGACCCAAUAAACAUUUAUUUUUUCACUUUCAAGAGCUUGAAUGUGAAAUGGAAAAAUUAUUGAGAAGUCAUUUUAAACGGAAGCAAACACAUUAUUAAUUGUGUAUAUAAAAUUUGAUAUACACAAUUAGCAAAACAAUAUCACUUGAUUCAAAUGACUGGAUCGAUUAAUUUUGCAUUUUAGAAAAAAUAUUAAAUGGUCUAAGUACAUAAAUUUGAUAUUGAAUUAAUUCCUGUACCAUUAUAAUCUUGUAUAGGGAAUUUUUAAUGUCCAUCCUCUUGCGUACAGGGUGUUAUGAAAUUCUCGGUUUAUAUUUUUAAUUAAUCUAAUAAGAAUUUUGUUCUUAUUCAUUUAGCCUUUUUCUUUUUAAGGAAACACAAUUAUUUCUCCGUAGUAGAUUAUGUCUGUCAUCAUAUUUUUGCUGCCGUUUGUCCCCUUCAAACCAAAUUGGGUCCACUGUUCAGAAACUAAUUUUCUGUGACUUAGAUUUCCCUUCUUCUUUUCCUUUUAAAUUUUAAGUAUUUAAUCAUGAAUAUGCAAUUACUUUGCCCAUCUCAUUUGGAAGCAAGAGUAAACAAACAUGAAUAUUAACCACUUAAUUACUCGUUAACUAGUGAUUUGGAUAUUAAAGAUUUGGAUUUUUUAAUAUACCAGUGUUGAUUAUUUUCAUAAUAAUUUUCCUCAAGUUGGUGGACAGCAGCUACAUAAAGCUGGAGCACAUUCUACCCAAAUCAUAAUAUUUAAACUUUUCAUUUUCCUUUUUAAUUUGAGAUAUUAUCCUUCUUUCCAUGGCAUAAAUUCAAAUAGAGAGGAAUGUUUGGCAGGUACAGAAAAUAUUCAGCGUUAUUCAACUUUAUUACUGAAAAAACUAAUAUAUAUGCUUAUCUUGUUGACUUCACAAUCAAAUACGUAUCUUCCUUCGCAUUCCAGCAAGGCUAGCGAAUCAAUCAUUCUGGAGUCUAGACACUCUCUUUAAGUCUAGGCUGGAUUUAUGCUUUCAUGUGGUAAAGUUAUUGUUGAUUUUUUUUUUAUGACUAUAUUAUUAGUAUAAAAUAGUUAUUAACUUUAUUUAUAACUAAGUUUUUUCAACUAUUCUACAAAAUUUAAACUCAAUCUUAUUUAAGAAAAUCAAAUCUAAUUCAGGUGGAACUAAUUACUUGUUUAUCAGUAACAUUGCCAUUUAUUAGGUCUUUGUUUUUCUUUUUCAUCAUUUUGAGGAGUUAUUUUCUCUCCAUUAAUAGGUAAAUGAAAGAAUAGUUUAUCAAAUCAAAUGGAAACUCCUUUCUUCGAAGAUGACAGUUUAUUUUCACAUCAAACAACCCCUCUAUUCUCACAUUUAAUAAUUCCUUUUUUAGUAACUUUCCUUAACUUGAGGUGCCGUUUGUACUAGGAAAUGAAAAAUGAUUUAUUGAAUAAAAACAUAAAUAUAAAUAUUAAUGUAUUAAAAUAUUAAUAUUUAAUUAAUUCGAAUAAUAAUUGCUUUAACUCUUAACAAAGAGUCAUAUUCAAUUAUUCAUAUACACCGAUGAUACGUACUAACAAAAUCCUUCUCAUUCUUCUUUAUUUAUUUUGUUUACUUUGUCCAAUCACACCUUGCGUGCGUGUGUGUGUGUUCUAUGUGUUGGACAUCUAGUGGGUGAGGGGGUUAUUUAUUCAUUGAAAAAUUAACUUCCUCUUUUAAAACAAAAGAUAGACAUGCAAACAAAUAACAUAAUGGGUACAUGGAUUGAUGGUUGAUUGAACGAGGAAAGAAAAUGAUAGAAUGAUGCAAAAUAUUUUUUUAAAAUUGUUUACAUAAUGACAAUAAUAUUUUUAAGAAAUUAAAAUGAAAAGUCAUUAAUUUUUAAAAGACUAAAAACAAUAAUUUCAAAAUUUAAAAUUCUAAAACCAAAAUCAAAAAUCAAUUAUUAUAUAGGAACUAAAAAUACACAAUCAAAAAAUUAAUUUAUAGAAUAAUAAAAUUCAAAUACAUUUAACAUAAAAAAUCAACUAAAAGUCAUACAAUAAUUUCUUCACCCUAUGCGCUAGCCUGGAGUCACUUUGGUUUGAGAUGUGUCAGCAUUACUACAUACAAUACAACCUUAGCUUUGCACUCACAUGUCCCCACACACUGAUGGCCAACGUGGUCUCUAUGCUUAUCCCGCAAUCAACGUAGGCAUCAAAGGACGACUCAGAUGAAUUUUUAUAUCAACGGCACCAACAGAUCCUCGCCACGUGUCCGGUGAUGCGUUGGAUCCCACUAGCCCUCUUGGUUUAAACUUUAAAGUGGUUUUUUCUCUUCUUCUAGCACCUUGUAGUAUACAACAUCACCAUUCACCAAUUGUUUUGUUCUAACUCUCUCAGCUUUCUCUCUCUAAGACCUUUUUCUUUUGCUAGCAUGGCUGGGUUUGAACAGCAGAUGAAGGACAGAGCCAGGGAGCUCAAGGUGUUGCUCAAGAAAGGGGUGAAGAUUGUUGGAGAUUCAUGCAAGAAAGGGUGGAACAAAGUCAAACAUAUCAAACGCUAAUAGUUAUGUAAUGUAAUUAAUCAUUUGCAUGCCUUAUCUCAAUCUCACUUUAUUGGUAUUGUUUGUAUUCUCUUCAUAGGUUUGGCUUCCAUAUAUAUGGAAUGUAGUCCUUCUAUUUUUUGGUCCCUCUCUCCCUUGUGGGGUUGUUUUUGUCUCUUCUUAGGGAUAUAAUUUUGGUGUGUCUGAGUUUGUUUGUUUGUUCUGUUAAAUCUAAAAUUUUGUUUAUAUGAUUAUUCUAUAUGUUCUUCUUCUGGAUUGCUAUUUAAGGUUGCUAGUGAGGAGCCAAGUACCAGAUCUUGGUGUUUCUUUUGAUUCAA